Molecule: messenger RNA, 5513 nt
Organism: Aptenodytes forsteri (emperor penguin)
Lineage: Eukaryota; Metazoa; Chordata; Aves; Sphenisciformes; Spheniscidae
Gene: PITPNC1
Product: phosphatidylinositol transfer protein, cytoplasmic 1
Exons: 9
Coding region: 429-1370 (313 amino acids)
Biological process (GO): phospholipid transport
Cellular component (GO): cytoplasm
Molecular function (GO): phosphatidylinositol transfer activity; phosphatidylinositol binding
Source: RefSeq, a predicted model, not a curated record
ACGUGCUGCCGGCGGCGGUGGAAGCCACGUUUUCGGCUCAUUUGUUCUUUUCGCCGCCCCAGGCAUGUCUUGACAUAGCUGCGAGAGCCUGCCGUUUUCGUAGACUUCCGACGGAUGUCUGUGGCCGUACCGUCAGCGUUUGGGGCUUGAGACUCGGUAGCGUAUACCGGUGCGAGCGUGUGUGAAAUUCCCAUGAUCGGAGGCUGAAGGAGGAAGAACUGGAAGAAAGGAGGAGUUGUGUUGGUUUUUCUUCUUGCCGGGUCAGCCCUCCUGGAUGGUCGCAUUACUCUCCCGUGGACACACUGUCAAGAGCGUACAGAGAAAGAGGCUUGAUUAUUUUUUUCCCGCGAUUGGUUUUCGUCGUGAUCGUCGUGCAGAAAUAACCACUUUUCUCCCAGUUUGCUGGUCCGCACUGAGGCAGCGGGAAUAUGCUCAUGAAGGAGUACCGGAUCUGUAUGCCUUUGACAGUUGAAGAGUACAGAAUUGGACAGCUGUACAUGAUAAGCAAGCAUAGCCAUGAGCAGAGUGACCGAGGUGAAGGUGUGGAAGUGGUGCAGAAUGAACCCUAUGAAGACCCAAACCAUGGCAAUGGUCAGCUAACAGAAAAACGCGUCUAUCUCAACAGCAAACUGCCUAGCUGGGCUAGAGCAGUUGUUCCCAAAAUAUUUUAUGUUACAGAGAAGGCUUGGAAUUAUUAUCCUUAUACAAUCACAGAAUACACAUGUUCAUUUUUGCCUAAAUUCUCCAUUCAUAUAGAGACAAAAUACGAGGACAACAAAGGAAGCAACGACACUAUUUUUGACAAUGAAGCUAAAGAUCUGGAGCGAGAAGUUUGCUUUAUUGAUAUUGCCAGCGAUGAAAUUCCUGAGCGCUAUUACAAAGAAUCAGAGGAUCCUAAAUAUUUCAAGUCACAGAAGACUGGGAGAGGCCAAUUAAAAGAAGGCUGGAGAGAGACCCAUCAACCAAUUAUGUGUUCCUACAAACUUGUGACUGUGAAAUUUGAAGUCUGGGGACUUCAAACCAGAGUAGAGCAGUUUGUACACAAGGUGGUCAGAGAUAUACUAUUGAUUGGUCACCGGCAGGCUUUUGCCUGGGUUGAUGAGUGGUACGACAUGACAAUGGAUGAAGUCCGAGAGUUUGAACGAGCAACUCAGGAAGCUACCAACAAGAAGAUUGGGAUUUUCCCACCUGCAAUAUCUAUCUCUAACAUUUCCAUGCCUUCUUCAACCCGCAGUGCUCCAUCUAGUGCUCCAUCAACUCCUCUCUCCACAGAUGCUCCUGAAUUCCUAACAGUUCCCAAAGACCGACCUCGGAAAAAGUCUGCUCCAGAAACUCUCACUCUUCCAGAUCCAGUGAAAAAAAACCUUUAAAUUAACCCAGCAUGUUUCCUCCUGAUAAGCCAUGUCUACCACAGCAAGAGUGAUGUAACUCAAUUUCUACAAAGGUCAUGGUGGUUUGUUGGUUGUUUUUUUGCUUAAAAUAAUCUUACUGGUGUGGAAAGAUUACUUCUUUACUCAGACUUGAUCCUUAAAACCUUCAGAGAAGUGCAUGCAAGAGAACGUCGUUUAUAUAUUCCUAAAGUAGUGUUUCAAGCCAUAUGGUGCAUCUUACUGACAUACAGUGAAAUAGUCUGAGGGGAACCCUGUAAAAGAAAAUAAAUCUUUCUGUAGCAGUAUUCUACCUACAAAUCUUCAUCUAGGUCAUAGCAUUUAUAAUUAGGAGUAGGUAUUUAGUAAAGCUGCCAAGGACUUCUGAGGCAAAUUAGUGCCAACUAGAAUGCAGGGUUAACAGGAAAAAAACCCUCCCAUUUUCUUCUUUUAUAGCCGAUUUUAAAAUCCUUCCUACUCUCAGGCUUCUCCUGUGUAUUCAUCAACCUUUGACCUGUAACUCAUUGUACUUGAACACCAACAGCAAUCACUCAGAUUCACAUUUUGCUUAAUAUGACUCAGGAUUUGGGGCCUAGCUAACAAACGCAAAACUUUUCAAACCUAAAAUAUCACUGUAUUGAAGCCCCAAUUGUAAUUAAUUAUACUGACUUUGAGGCCAUUGAACUAUUUCUAUCUUGCACAGAAUUUGUAAAAGAAACCACCUAUUUCUUGUAGAUAAUGUAUUUUAAUAGCUCUCCCCUGUCCUUUUGUGAUCUCUUAAGUCUGUAUUGGUGUUCAUCAAUGGUAUUCCAUGUGUAAGAUUGAAAAAAAGCAGCUAAAUUGAGCCAGUUGAGAAGCAAAACCAAUGAAUUCUGUCUUUUCCUCACUGGAAGAAGAGUGUAAGUAAGACCUUGAAUGUAAAGGAAAGGAAAUACGAGACUCCUUUUUCUUUCCUGCCUCGCGUCUUUCCCAAACAGCACGAUCUCUGCUAACAGAAAGCUGCUGCCGGGCUUUACCAUCGUCUAGGGAAGGGGUGAACAAAAUCAGUCACUUUAAAAAGCAAAUGAAUCGUGGGGCUGCUCAGUCCUGUGUAGGGUGACGUUAAGGAAACAGAAGUGCUCCUCCUGGUCUGCAUGUGAAAUCACUCGUCAAUCUCAGGAAUUAAAAUGUAGAAAAGGAUGUUUCCUGGUAGGGAAAUGUAGAUUGUGGAAGGAGGAGAAAAAUAAAUGGCAGAAGUGGUCUCUUCCUUCCUUUUCAAAAUGUAAGUGCAGUGAGAAACUUUCCCCACUGACCCCCAUUUGGGGUACUUUGUUCUCUUUCAUACAAACUGCUAUUUAAUGAAUGCUGUCAGUGUCUGUCUCUGUCGGUAGCUGUAGCAGACGCUGUUCAAUUCCCAGUGAAUGAUAGCUAUUACCUGAAUCAUAUGAUCAAAGGGGGUGAUAUUUUGUACCACUGGUGACAUGGUAUGUGGAUAAAAAAAAAAGAGGGUCCUCCAGAGCUGAACUGUCAUUGAAUGUUGAACAAUCAGUUUGGGGAUGGCCUUUUACCUGGAUGGAACGUUUGUGCCAUCUUCUCAGCACAAUGCUGUGAUUUGACUGGCUUAAAUGCACUGACCUUCUCAAUGGCUCUAGAUCCAGCAGAAGCGAUGUUGAAUGUGUGAUAUUUAUAGGGUAGUUUUAGUGGCAGGAGAGGUAAUUCCACUGCCAACCUGCGCUGAAAACAAGUGUAUAUUUGUUUGAUAGUUAAAAUUCUGUAGCUAGCAAAAUCUGGGAGCUCUUUGUAGGUUAGCUGUGGUCUGCCUUCAUGCACUCUCCCACUUACUGUCCAUGUUUUGCUUUGCUUUUCUUCUCAGAGCUAGUAAUUCUGUGUGAUCAGUAUACUAAUGGGUGAUGAUUUUUUUGUUUAAAAAGAAGCCACUGUAAUGAUGCAAACAAAACUUUCCUACAUUAGUUUAUGAUUUCAGCUUAAAAAGUGUGCAGAUUAAGUAUUCAUGAUUAUAACUGGUCUAAUCUUUUUAUUAUUACUUAUUUAGAAGCAAGAUUGGAACAUUGGCAGAGAAGGGAAACCCUUGAAAACAUAAAGCAUUGUUUGGUUGUUUUUUUCAUUUCCUGAAUUUGACCUAUAUAGAAAUGGUUUAGGUCUGCUCCACCUGAAAAUCUAUUUUUCAAUUAAUUUUUUCUUUGUCAAAGAAGAAUUUGCUCAGCUCUAGUCAUAAUGUCCUUGUGCUUACAUAUUACUUAUAUACGUUUUGGCAUCUGGGUUUGACACAGAUUAUUAGACCAAAGCAGUCAUACCUUUACUCAUAUUUAACUGACUGAUUUCCAAUCCCAUGUGGAUACACUGAUUAUCAUAUUAAGUAAGUUUGGGGAUGAGGCAUGUAUGAAAAUUAUUGACAUACCUGAAUAGGACACAUCUUAAUAGCUGCAUGACAGAGAUGUAGGAGAAAGACACUGGUCGUGUCAUGGAAAGAAUGGCAGACUGCUUAAUGCUGUGUCUCCGUCUGCACGUGCUGCUGCCGUAGCCCUUCCACCGAGCAGUGCUGUUCUCGACGAUUACCAGAUUUAUUGACCAAACAGCCUGAAUUCACCGUUGGCCACAACAAGGAUCACGAUCAGCCACAUUGCCUCCACGUUGCUUCCUAAUGAAGGCAAAUAAAGAGAUCUGUAAUGUUUCAUUGCUUUGGAUAAGAAAUACCCCAGGCUUUUUGUUGCCUAUGUAAGUACCCUCUGCUGUGUUCUGCUUUGCCUUUUUCUGUCUGGUUGGGGUUUGUUUGUUUGUUUUUUCGGGUAGGAUAACUUUUUCUAGAAUAUUCCCAGCAAACACAAAAAACCACACAAGAUUAAAUGAAAAGGAAGGUCUGAAUACUUCAGUAGAACAUCUUGAGGCAAAGGGGUUGUUUUCAUUACUGAUUUUUUCACAGUGCUUUCUGUUGUAUUUUCAAACGUUUAUUAGGAGAAAAAGAGAGAGCGUUUUGCAGGUGUUCAUCACUUCUUUUGCAAAAAUAAACGAUGUGAUUAUUUAGUGAGUACAUCUUUAGAGCAUGGUGCUACACAGCAAAGCUGAACAGGCACAAUAGCCGCGUUCCUAUUCUCUGCCACAGUGACUGAAGAAUUACAUGAUACAGCUCUGCUGGGACUUGACAAGGAAUUUUUCAUCAAGGAGAAUACAGUUCAGAGCAAAUAACGUGAUUAGUUUGUUUGGGUUUCUAUUAAAACCUCCUCCCAGCUUUGCUCAUACUUCUAUGUAUUUCAUAUAGAACAAUCGUUACAAAAUAACUGGCAAUUCACUGCAGUCUUUAGAAGGGUAGAUCUCCUAAUCAAUUAAAAAGGGGAGGUGUCCAUAAAGACUAUGCGGAGCAGCACAUUCCUGAAACACAUACUUCAUGGGAUUUCUUAUGAAUGUAAUGGUUAAUUCGGUAAAUGACUGGAUAAAUCUUAUGGAAAGAAACUAUUUGACAUUAUUCUUUGGCUUUUUGAUUUUGUGACAUCUAGUAGCCAAUUUGCAUUAAUUGCUGCUGUAGAGAUUUUGUAUUUGUUCCUUGAAUUUUAGUUUGUAACAAGACCGCUACAUUUUGUUAAAACUGCUUUGAAGCUUGCUGCACUAUAACUUCAAAACAAUGUGCUAUCAUUUGAAAUAAGCCAAAUGUAUAUGCUUUUUAUGAAUUAGUGAGUGCAGUAAGAGAGAAUUCAUGAUCUUGUCAAUAGGAGCUUUUCUGUUUUCAUUGUUUGGACUUGGUUUAAUAUGUGUAAGUUAAAAUUGCUAAGUCUAACAAUGUUUUGCUUUAAAUGAACAGCAUGGUCAUUGAAUUACAAUCUCCUGUAGUUUUGUGGUGUCACUAAAACAGGUUUCAUUGUUUUAUUUCAUUUCUGUGAUAAUUCCACGUGACUCUGAAUGUCCAGUAAUUCAUUUUUUUUAUUUAGAGCAAUCAUGGCUACAUUAGGCAAUACAUCACUACCAUCAAAGAAGGACCAAGUUUUGAAAUGCUCUGCAUGUUAAAUAAUGCAAAGUUCAGCAGAGGAAUUUGAUUGUCAUAUUUCUCAUUCAUAUCACUUAGUUUCUGAUUUUUCCAAGUUAUUUAUUACUUUUAAUAUUGUAUUUUUCCUUGCAUUUUGUUGUAAAUAAACUACCAACAAUUAUUCUUUACAA